AUGGCAGCAUACGCAGCUGUUGUUUCUCUUAUGAAUAAUCUGGAGCAGAUCGGGAAUCAUCCUCGCCUCUCCAGUUGUUUCGACGACAACCAGAUCCAAUCUCUUCGCCUAAACCUAGCUUUCUUGCUGGAAUUCUUAGAGGGCGUCGGAAUUACAAGGAGAAAAGUUAAACGUUUGGAGAGGCGAAUCGCAUCAGCUGCUCACGCAGCAGAGGAUGUAAUUGAAUCGCGCGUAGUGGAUCUACUUCAUGCUGGAUUGCAGGAAAACGUUCCAGUUUUCUCGAUGGAUUUGCAGAUGAUUAUACAACGUAUGAGUCUUAUACAGGAAGAAGCUGCUAAGGUUGGAGAGAAGAGGCCAUUCCAAGUCCAGCAACCCACGCCACCUUCUCGAGCCGGACGUGUUAGUUCUGAGAGGAAUCUUAUGGUGGGAUUUGAUGAUUUGCUUCCUCAACUUUUGGAUCGGCUGACUGGUGGUACAUUUGAUCGGUAUAUAAUCCCAAUUGUUGGUAUGGGUGGCUCUGGUAGGACUACGUUAGCUAAAAAAUGUUAUGAACAUUCUCUCACUAAAGAACAUUUCGAUGUUCGUGCUUGGGCUAGUGUAUCUCAAGAUUACGUGAGAGGGCUUCUCCUUGAAUUUCUUUCUUGCCUAAUAGGAUCCACCAAUAAAGUAGUUGAAUCCACUGUAGACGAAUUGGGUGAAAGGUUACACAAACAUCUAACGGAUAGGAGAUACUUAAUUAUACUAGAUGAUAUGUGGAGUGUGGAAUGUUGGAAUCAAAUAAAAUAUUUCUUGCCGGACAAUAACAAUGGGAGUCGAAUCAUUAUCACCACUAGGGUCCUACGAUUAGCUUCUCAGUUUAGCUACUCCCUUGAGAUGCAUCUUUUGGAUGAGUAUUCAAGUUGGAACCUAUUAUGUCAUAAUGUAUUUGGUCAUAAAGAUUGUCCUCUUGAAUUGGAAGAAAUUGGAAAGAGAAUUGCUAAAUACUGCAUGGGACUCCCUUUAGCAGUUACUUUGGUCGGGGCGUUACUUAGAGAAUCAUCUAUGACGAGAGAAUACUGGGAGCAUGUUGCACAAAAUAUUGGUUCAGGGCUGAAGGAAGAUGGAUUCCAUGCCAUAUUAAUGUUGUCUUAUAAUGCUUUGCCUGCUUAUUUGAAGCCUUGUUUUCUUUACUUGGGAAUAUUUCCUGCGGACCAGGAGUUUAGUGUUUCCCGGAUCAUUAAACUUUGGGUUGGUGAGGGAUUCCUAAAACCACAUGUAGGCCGAACGUUAGAAGAUGUUGCUGAGGGUUACAUGAAGGAGCUCAUUGAUAGGAGCCUCAUUGUUGUCUCCACUAGAGGAUUAAAUGGGAAGCCUAAAAACUGCAUACUUCUUGAUCCUGUAGUACUCCGGCAGGCACAAAUAGCGAGCGCCAUUAUGUAG
Molecule: messenger RNA, 1419 nt
Organism: Salvia miltiorrhiza (redroot sage)
Lineage: Eukaryota; Viridiplantae; Streptophyta; Magnoliopsida; Lamiales; Lamiaceae
Product: putative late blight resistance protein homolog R1A-4
Exons: 2
Coding region: 1-1419 (472 amino acids)
Biological process (GO): defense response to other organism
Molecular function (GO): ADP binding
Source: RefSeq, a predicted model, not a curated record